AUGGCAUCAUCAUCGACCAACCAAAGUUGUCGCAUAUGCUCACUAAAAGAGAACAAGUCGGCCACCAAAAAUUUCCGCGAUGAUCGUAUACUAGGAAAAGGAGGUUUUGCCACCGUUUACUUAGGUAUCAUCAACGGUGAGAAAGUGGCAGUGAAGCAGCUUAUUAAAGUUUCCAGUCAAAAGGGGAUGGGUUUUGAUGAGGAGAUACAAGCACUAACACAGAUCAAGCAUCGCAAUAUUGUUUCUCUAAUCGGCUAUUGUAACAAGGACGGCGAGAAGAUUCUAGUGUACGAAUACAUAGAUAAUCACACACUAAAUGAUCAUCUCCACAAAAGGUUGAGGGACGGCCACUCAGAGCUCUCGUGGGAUCAACGACUCACUAUUUUGAUAGGAGUUGCACGAGCAUUGUACCAUCUUCACUAUUGCAUCGGCAUCGGCUCAUUCAUACACAGGGAUGUGAAGAGUUCCAACAUUCUUUUAGACAAGAAUCUCGUGGCUAAAGUUGCAGAUUUUGGCUUGGCCAAGUAUGUGAGCUUUGAUGACGAACUUAGCCAUAUUAUUACAGAUGGUAAGGGCACGUUUGGGUACAUGGAUCCGUAUUAUAUAUACACUGGGAAGCUUACAAAGGAUAGUGACAAGUAUUCAUUUGGGAUGGUGAUGCUUGAAGUUUUGGGAAAAAAGAAAGAAGCUAUGGACAUUCUGGAUCCAGUUUUUCAUGGGAACAUAACUGAAGGUAGGCUCAAGGCUGUGGAUAUAUGUUGUGAUAUAUGUAAAAAAUGCCUGCUUCCACCAAAGGAACGACCAGAAAUGAGUCUAGUUUUGGCCCAACUAGAGCUAGCGCUACAUACAUCGGAUAGUGAUUCAGAGAAUGUUAAUCCGAUGCCGGCAAUUGCCCAUCUUGCAAUACCACAUUCAGAUUUGAAGGAGAUGACUCCUAUUGAUUCAGGAUCAAGAGGAAGUACGAUUUAUUGGUCAACCAUCCCUGCCACUAGACAGAAAGUUGCUUUAAAAAUCUAA
Salvia splendens (bonfire salvia) is the source of this 1017-nucleotide messenger RNA. Its product is annotated as probable receptor-like protein kinase At4g39110. The record is from RefSeq and is a predicted model, not a curated record. The transcript has a single exon. Gene Ontology annotation, biological process: protein phosphorylation. Gene Ontology annotation, molecular function: ATP binding; protein kinase activity. NCBI's taxonomy places the organism in Eukaryota, Viridiplantae, Streptophyta, Magnoliopsida, Lamiales, Lamiaceae. Bases 1 to 1017 code for a protein of 338 amino acids.